AUGGUUGUGGACACUGUGCGUGUGUGCGUGCGUGUUCAGGUGCUGUGCUGCUCCUCCGGGCUGAGCUGCCUGGCAUUAACCUCUUGGGUGCUGUGCUUGCUUGCAGGUGAGCCUUCGAGGUGGUCACCCUCCCACUGCGACUGCUGCUGCAAGAACGCCACAGGUGACAAAGACGGGGAGAGCGGCACGUCUUGCAACGACCUCUCCACGUCCAGCUGCGACAGCCAGUCUGAGGCCAGCUCUCCCCAGGAGACGGUCAUCUGUGGGCCUGUGACACGCCAGACCAACAUCCAGACUCUGGACCGUCCCAUCAAGAAGGGCCCCGUGCAGCUGGUCCAGCAGUCCGAGAUGCGGCGGAAAAGCGAUCUGCUCCGGACUCUGACUUCGGGCUCCAGGGAGUCGAACAUGAGCAGCAAAAAAAAAGCUGUUAAGGAAAAGCUCUCAAUUGAGGAAGAGCUGGAGAAAUGCAUCCAGGAUUUCCUAAAGAUCAAAAUCCCAGACCGGUUCCCGGAGAGAAAACAUCCUUGGCAAUCUGAACUUUUACGGAAGUAUCAUCUAUAGGGGAGGGCCGGGGGUGGGAGAAGAAACGAGUCAUGUCGCCAUUUGGAAAUAAAGCUCCUAACGAAAUUCAUAUUUGAAAAGGAAAGUAACAACUAACAAUACGUUUGUUAGAACACAGUAGCCCAUUGAUAUACUACUGCCUAUUUACCUAGUUCACCUUAACAUUUAAAUCCACAGGGUAGAUUUCUUUCCAGAUGUGGAAUGAUAAGAAAAUCUCUUUUUGGUUCCUUGUUUGUUUGUUAACUGGAUACCACAUGCUGAGUAUCUUAUGUAUAAUGAGAACCGGCUACGGAAGAGUAGCUGAGAGGCUUUGGGAGUCCUUUAUCCCAAACUGGGUUUUUCUCUCAUCUUCUACCUCCCUCCUCUGAAUGAGAAUGUGGUAGAAAGAGAUCUGGCCCAAUGGCAUAUGUCUGGGUUUUUUUAAUUUUCCUUUUCCCUUUUGUUCAUGGGGUAAGGGGGGAAAAGGCAGAUUUAUAUGACUUUUCACUGAAAUCUAUUAUGUGCCAGUUUAUAUUGAUGCUGUAUGCAUGAGUAUUUGUGCGACAGAAGCACAACGAUGUCUGUACAUACACCCAGUGCACGUGUCCCCUGGGCCUGGUCAUCUUAAAGGGAACACCCCUGCUCCCAGCAGCACUCUGGUCGACUAAUUGAGGCACAGAUGAGCCUCUGCUCCUUUCUUUAAAACCCUUCUGGGAAGAUUUCCCAGCCUCUCUUGGCAACACUUUCCAACAUCGAGUAACCCUGGUCAACAACAAAUUGUCUUCCUUAUUUUGAAAUUAACACCCUCAGGCUCCAUUUUACAGUUUUGCUCUUUCUCUGCACUAGGAGAGGGUGAGAAGAGCUCACUAAAACAUUCUUUGUAUUAAAGAAACAAACAUUCGUAUCCACAAAAAUUAUGACUCAGUGACCCCGCACUCAGCCUUCUCUACCCUGAGCUGAGUUACCUUCCUUCUCUCAAUGUUUUCAGAGUACUUACUGCCCAUGUUUUAGUGUAGCCUUUUCAUGUGACCCACAUUCAGUUCUCCGUGUUCCUAUGUACUUGAAUAAGGGUCCGGCCUUUUGUUUGUUUCUUUAAGAGGGAAUUGUAUUCCACACACUGCCUAAUAAUUUCUCAUAACUUUUUAAAACUACAGUGCUACAUUGUUACUCUCUUGUAGCCAGUUUUGUCUGUGGGAUUCUGGGAUUUGGCUGUGCCUGUUCUAUGAUUUGGCUGUCAUUUCCCUGAUGUCUAUGACCCCCCCAACUAGAUAACUAAAGCUUCAGAAUUAAGGUUUUGGCUUUCUAAACUAUCUUUCUUGAAUACAUCUUUGACCUGUAUAGACACAGUCAAAAAGAAACUGCUAAUAGUCAUCUAUCCGUAUGACUCUGUAUUCUAUUAAUGUACCAAUAGCUCUUUCAUAGGCUUGUGGUAAAUGAAGAUUAAAAGACCAGUUUUUAAUUUCAGCAUUCCUCAUGCAUUUCAGUGGGAACUUAAAAAAUAAUUUGUCAAUCAUUAUUUGUGUGCCAAGCACUCCUAAUUUUUUUUUUUAUUGUGUGUGUGUGUAUGUAUAUAUGUAUCACAGGUAAUAAAGGCAACUGGAUGAUGUCUGUAGGAGGGAAAAUAAUGAC
Molecule: messenger RNA, 2169 nt
Organism: Leptonychotes weddellii (Weddell seal)
Lineage: Eukaryota; Metazoa; Chordata; Mammalia; Carnivora; Phocidae
Source: RefSeq, a predicted model, not a curated record